This is a messenger RNA of Cercocebus atys (sooty mangabey), 3419 nucleotides long. It is a transcript of the gene FGD2, whose product is annotated as FYVE, RhoGEF and PH domain containing 2. Gene Ontology annotation, biological process: cytoskeleton organization; filopodium assembly. Bases 971 to 2854 code for a protein of 627 amino acids. The transcript is spliced from 16 exons. Lineage: Eukaryota; Metazoa; Chordata; Mammalia; Primates; Cercopithecidae. Gene Ontology annotation, molecular function: guanyl-nucleotide exchange factor activity; metal ion binding. The record is from RefSeq and is a predicted model, not a curated record. Gene Ontology annotation, cellular component: cytoplasm.
ACUUCCUCUUUCUUCACUCUGAAGCCAAGAGCAGGCCUGCUGAGCCUCAAGAAAGAUGAGAACAGAUUCACGGGUGAUUUAGCCUAUCUGUCCCAGGCCAAGGUGGCUGCAUGUGCUAGCUGGAGGCCCCUCUCUCUGCUUCAAGGGUAGCUGAGAUCCACCCUGGAAACCGGCAGGAUGAAGGAGGCAAGUGAGGAGAAGCUGGCGUCUGUGUCCAACCUGGUCACUGUGUUUGAGAAUAGCAGAUGAGAAAAUGGAGACACAGAGAGGUGAGGAUGCCAAGUGCUUUAAGUUAAGUAUCUGGGGCAAUGCUGGGCUGUCUGUCUGGAGGGAAAAGGCUGGGCCAAAUGCGUGGAGUCAUUGGUAGCCCUGGGAGCAUGUGUGUUUGUGUGUGUGCGUGUGUGUGUGUGUGUGUGUGUGUGUGUUGUGUGUUAUAUGUGGCAUCAAUCCAUUCUGCAGGCAUUUCUUAAGCUCAGGACUGUGUUAGGGGCUAUCCCAGGUAGGGUUUUCUGGAUAUAGACUCAGACGGAGGUUUGCCACAGGUGGUUUAUCAGGGAGAGCUUUGGGAACAACAGCUGUGGGUGUGAGGGAAGCAGGGCUGGGUAGGGGGAGAUUCUGAACUGCAGUGCACCUGCCACAGAGGCCUCAGCCUGUCCCAGGGAGCUCUGGAGCUGGGAUGCCUCUUGGUUGUUCCAACUGAGGCAGAGGGCUGCGUAUUUGUAUCACCAUGUGAACUGGACAGGAGACUCUGGGUGAGGCAGCUCUGUCUUCCAGAGAGUGAUUACCAGAGAGGGACUCAGCCAAUAAAUUACCCGUCAGCCCCCAGUAUUACCAGCAGCUGGUGGGGAUGGUGUGGGGAGCCCUCACUCCUGAAGGAGGGACAUGGGCGGCACAGGACAGCAUCCUACAGGAACUGUAGAGGAUGAAGAAGCGUUUCUGUAUAUUUGGAUGCUGAACUCAUCCAAUAACCAUGAUGCAAGGUCAAUCGAUGCAAGACAAUAGAUAUCCUAGGAAUGACCCGGAUGCUGUACUGAGGGCACUCAUGGCAGGCAAUGUUUCCUGUAGGCUUCAGGGUGGAGAUGGCAUAGAUGUAGACCUAGAAGUCUUCAACUUCCUGAGGACUCCAGAAGCAGCACCCAGAGGCCACAGGCUAGAGGACGUGCAUCACCACCCUGAGUGCAGGCCUCCCAGGUCCCCAGGACCAUGGGAGAAGCUGAAUGUUGGGGAGGCCAUGGGGUCUGAGCCCAGGACAGUCAGCGGGAGGUACCUGAACUCCCUGAAGAACAAGCUGUCCAGUGGAGCCUGGAGGAAAUCUUGCCAGCCUGUGACCCUCUCAGGAUCGGGGAUGCAGGAGCCAGAGAAGAAGAUCGUCCAGGAGCUGCUGGAGACAGAGCAGGCCUACGUGGCACGCCUCCACCUGCUAGACCAGGUGUUUUUCCAGGAGCUGCUGAGGGCGGCCCGCAGGAGCAAGGCCUUCCCCGAGGACGUGGUCAGGGUCAUCUUCUCCAACAUCUCCUCCAUCUAUCAGUUCCAUUCUCAGUUCUUCCUCCCAGAGCUGCAGCGGCGCCUGGAUGACUGGACAGCCAACCCCCGCAUCGGCGAUGUGAUACAGAAGCUGGCCCCCUUCCUGAAGAUGUACAGUGAGUAUGUCAAGAACUUUGAGCGAGCAGCUGAGCUGCUGGCCACCUGGACCGAGAAGUCUCCACUCUUCCAGGAGGUUCUCACUCGCAUCCAGAGCAGUGAGGCUUCGGGCAGCCUGACCCUGCAGCACCACAUGCUGGAACCAGUGCAGAGAAUUCCACGCUACGAGCUGCUGCUCAAGGAGUACGUCCAGAAGCUGCCAGCCCAGGCCCCAGACCGGGCCGAUGCUCAGAAAGCCCUGGACAUGAUCUUCUCAGCUGCCCAGCACUCCAAUGCAGCCAUCACUGAGAUGGAGCGGCUGCAGGACCUGUGGGAGGUGUACCAGCGCCUGGGCCUCGAGGACGACAUAGUAGACCCUUCUAACACCCUGCUCCGUGAGGGCCCGGUCUUCAAGAUCUCCUUCCGCCGCAACGACCCCAUGGAGCGCUACCUUUUCUUGUUCAACAACAUGCUGCUCUACUGCGUGCCCAGGGUGAUCCAGGUGGGUGCCCAGUUCCAGGUGAGGACCCGCAUCGACGUGGCCGGGAUGAAGGUGCGGGAGCUGAUGGACGCUGAGUUCCCCCACUCCUUCCUGGUGUCUGGGAAGCAGCGCACUCUGGAGCUGCAAGCCCGGUCCCAGGAGGAAAAGAUUUCCUGGAUGCAGGCCUUCCAAGCAGCCAUUGACCAAAUUGAGAAGCGGAAUGAAACCUUCAAGGCUGCGGCCCAGGGGCCUGAGGGAGACAGCCAGGAGCAGGAGCUGCAGUCUGAGGAGCUGGGCCUCCGAGCACCACAGUGGGUCCGGGACAAGAUGGUGACCAUGUGCAUGCGCUGCCAGGAGCCCUUCAACGCUCUGACGCGCCGUCGCCACCACUGCCGGGCCUGCGGCUACGUGGUGUGUGCCAGGUGCUCCGACUACCGGGCCGAGCUGAAAUAUAACGACAAUAGGCCAAACCGAGUCUGCCUCCACUGCUACACAUUCCUCACUGGAAACGUGCUCCCUGAGGCCAAGGAGGACAAGAGGCGGGGCAUCCUGGAGACCCUGGUCUCUCCCCACAGCCCAGGCAGUGCGGAGCCUGUCACCAAAUGGAGGUACCCUUUGGCUGCAGGCUGUCAUCCACAUUCUUCUGCGCUUCCUCUAUGUCCUUAUCCAAUAGUACGCCCCCUCUGGACAGCUCCUGUUCACAUCCCCACGUCCUGCCCCAACAGUCCCAGGGUGACAAGAGCUGGUCACUGAUUCCAUUUUACAGAUGGGAACACAGAGGCUCCAGGUCAGACAGAUUGGAGAUUCCAUUCUAACUGGAAGGGACUCCAGGAGCCAGUCAGUCUUAUCCCAUGGAGACCCAGGGCUGGAGAAGUGACUUGCCCAAGAUCACACAGCAAGUUAGGAGCCAGCUCUCUGAUCUCAGCCACAGAUGUUCUUUCUGUUGCCCUGGGGGCCUCACUGAGCCACACUUGCCCCCACAGGUGCUCCCUUGUGGGGGUACAACUGUGCUCAGCUAAGCACCACAAAUACAAUGUCACCCAGCCCAGCAUCGGUACCACCAUCCACUGCCCCUCCCUCAUGAAGGCCAGGUUGAUAUCCUACUGUCCCUGGGAGGUGGGAGAAGGUCCAGUCUGUGCCAGCUGAGAUUCACUCCCAGGUUCAAGUUGGCCUCUUUUGGCCAGGUGGGAUGGCUCAUACCUGUAAUCCCAGCACUUUAGGAGGCCGAGGUGGACGGAUCACCUGAGAUCAGGAGUUCGAGACCAGACUGGCCAACAUGGUGAAGCCCCGUCUCUACUAAAAAUACAAAAAAAAAAAA